AUGGAAACCAAUUUCGGGUUGGUCGCAGGCUCUCACAACAGCAAUGAAUUCAUUAUCAUACGUCAAGAUGGAGAUUUUGGGCAAAGAAGGUUGAAAGAGUUAGAGGGCAAAACAUGCCAACUAUGUGGAGAUGAUGUAGGGCUUAAUGCAGAAGGUGACCUCUUUGUGGCCUGCAACGAGUGUGCCUUUCCUGUUUGUAAAAGCUGUUAUGAGUAUGAACGCAGGGAGGGAAACCAGGUCUGUCCUCAAUGCAAAACAAGAUUCAAGCGUCUCAAAGGGUGUGCUAGAGUUGAGGGGGAUGAAGAAGAGGAUGAUGUUGAUGACUUGGACAACGAGUUCGAUUUUGAUGGACCAAAUAAACAACAUUUCAACACCUCCAUGUCUCAUCAGGAACAGGACGAAGAAACUUGUGAAGAACAUCGUGCUUUGGUUCCUUCAAGUUCAACCACAUUGAGCAUAGAGAUGGUUUCAUUGCAAGCAAGAUCCAUGGAUCCUUCCAAGGACCUAGCUGCUUAUGGCUAUGGUAGUGUUGCAUGGAAGGAAAGAAUGGAGAUAUGGAAGCAAAGACAAGUGGAACUUGGUAAUGAGAGAAAAGAAAACGACAAGGAAGAUCCAAACAACCUUGUAGAUGAUGACACUGAAUUCCUUAUAAUGGAUGAAGGAAGACAACCAUUAUCAAGAAAGUUGUCCGUUCCAUCUAGCCAAAUUAACCCUUACCGUAUGGUCAUAGUGAUCAGACUAGUUGUUCUUGGUUUCUUCUUCCAUUACCGAGUUAUGAACCCUGUGGAACAUGCCUAUGCUUUGUGGCUAGUGUCAAUAAUUUGUGAGAUUUGGUUCACUCUUUCAUGGAUUCUAGACCAGUUCCCAAAGUGGCUUCCUGUCAUGAGGGAAACUUACCUGGACAGGCUUUCCUUGAGGCAAGAAGGGAAACCUUCUCAACUUUCUCCAAUUGAUAUAUUUGUGAUCAGAAUGGAUCCACUAAAAGAGCCUCCUCUUGUGGCUGCGAACACAGUUCUUUCUAUUCUAUCCAUGGACUACCCUGCUGAAAAGGUGACAUGUUAUGUAUCUGAUGAUGGGGCAGCGAUGUUAACAUUUGAGGUUUUAUCUGAAACUUGUGAAUUUGCAAAGAAAUGGGUUCCUUUUUGUAAGAAGUUUAGCAUUGAGCCAAGAGCUCCUGAAUGGUACUUUGCUGAGAAGAUAAACUAUCUGAAUGACAAGGUGCAUCCAUCAUCUGUGAAAGAGAGAAGAGCAAUGAAGAGAGAAUAUGAAGAGUUUAGAGUUCGGAUUAACUCUCUAGUUGCGAAGUCUAGGAAGGUCCCAGAAGAAGGGUGGACAAUGCAAGAUGGAACACCAUGGCCGGGAAAUAAUGUUCGUGAUCACCCAGGAAUGAUACAGGUUUUUCUUGGAGAAACUGGGGGAUAUGACAUGGAUGGCAAGGAAUUACCACGCUUGGUAUAUGUUUCUAGAGAAAAGAGGCCAAAAUUCAAUGACCAAAAAAAAGCAGGAGCAUUGAAUGCAUUGGUUAGAGUGUCUGCAGUGCUUUCCAAUGCGCCGUUUGUGUUGAACUUGGACUAUGAUCAUUACAUCAACAAUAGCAAGGUUAUAAGAGAGGCAAUGUGUUUCAUGAUGGACCCAUUAUUAGGAAAAAGGGUCUCCUAUGUUCAGUUCUCACAGAGAUUUGAUGGUAUUGAUGGCGAUAAGCAAUAUGCCAAUCAAACAAAUGGAUUCUUUGAUAUUAACAUGAAAGGCUUGGAUGGUAUACAAGGCCCUACAUAUGUUGGAACAGGAUGCGUCUUUAGAAGGCAAGCACUUUAUGGUUUUGAUUCUCCAAGAAAAGAGAAGCCUCCAACCAAGACAUGCAAUUGUUGGCCAAAGUGGUGUUGUUGUAUGGGGAAGAAAAAGAAGAAGAAGAAGUUAAAGAAACCAAAGUUUGAGAUAAUGGAAAACGGUCAUAGUAAAGUACAUUCUGAAGCAGCUUUAGUUGAAGGCAUAGAAGAUGAAACUUCAGCGCAUAUUUCAAAUCCAAAGCUUGCCAAGAAAUUUGGACAAUCUCCUAUUUUCAUUGCAUCUACUCAACUGGUGGAUGGAGAGACACUUCAACAUGGAAACCUUGCUUCUAAACUUACAGAAGCAAUCCACGUCAUUAGUUGUGGUUAUGAAGAGAAAACAGAAUGGGGAAAAGAGGUUGGGUGGAUCUAUGGUUCAGUUACAGAAGAUAUAUUGACAGGUUUUAAAAUGCAUUGCCAUGGAUGGAGAUCAAUAUAUUGUAUUCCUCAAAGACCUGGAUUUAAAGUAUCUUCCCCAAGAUACCUUUCUAAUGGUUUGCAACAAGUCUUUCAAUGGGCCCUUGGAUCAAUGGAAAUAUUCAUGAGUAAACAUUGCCCUCUUUGGUAUGGAUAUGGAGGAGGACUAAAGUGGUUACAACGCAUUUCUUACAUAAAUUCCAUAUUAUAUCCAUGGACAUCAAUACCUUUGGUGGUAUAUUGCACCCUACCUGCUGUUUGCUUGCUCACAGGGAAAUUUAUCAUUCCUGAGCUCAGCAAUACAGCUGGCAUGUGGUUUGUGUCUCUUUUCUUUUGCAUGUUCACCACAAGUGUGUUAGAGAUGAAAUGGAGUGGUGUAACAGUUGAUGAAUUGUGGAGAAAUGAGCAAUUUUGGGUGAUUGGAGGGGUGUCAGCACAUUUUCUUGCAGUGUUCUUGGGGAUGUUUAAGGUCUUGGCAGGUGUAAAUACAAACUUCAUAGUGACAUCAAAAGCAGAUGAUGAGAAAGAGAGUUCUGACAUGUUUUCUUUGAAUUGGACUACUUUACUUAUCAUACCAACAACAUUGCUGAUACUGAACAUAAUUGCUGUGGUUGCUGGAGUCUCAAAUGCAAUAAACAAUGGCUUUGAGGCAUGGGGGUCUCUACUUGGUAAACUAGUGUUCUCUUUGUGGGUGAUUCUUCAUUUGUAUCCAUUCCUCAAAGGUAUGGUGGGUAGGCACAACAGGACUCCUACCAUUGUUAUUGUUUGGGCAAUCCUUCUUGCCACUUUCUUUUCUGUCUUGUGGGUGAAAAUUGAUCCAUUUUUACCCAAGUCAGAUGGGCCAAUUCUGGAGGAAUGUGGAUUGGAUUGCAAUUAG
Molecule: messenger RNA, 3120 nt
Organism: Sphenostylis stenocarpa
Lineage: Eukaryota; Viridiplantae; Streptophyta; Magnoliopsida; Fabales; Fabaceae
Source: the annotation of a GenBank genome assembly